GUCAAGGCGUCCACCUCAAACACCCCAGCCUCACCCGUCGCCACUCCAUGCGCCAGCCCCACAGCCUCACACUAGGGUUCUUCGUCCCCUGACAUCUUUAUGAAUGAGAUUCUUCGCUGUAUCUCCUUAUCGUCUUAUAUAUCUCUCAACGCAUAUUGCGCAAUACCCCCGUGUCGCAGAAGCUUUAAGCCACAGCGCUUGUGAGAUCGGUGCCGAGACCCGUUGACCUUUCGUCUUCUUGUCUGAAAUCUUCCUCUUUCUCUCACUUAAACCUCAAUCUUUCCUAGUUCUCUGGUAUCCAAACUUCAUGAAAAUCUUCGACGACCCCUGAUGUCGUCGCCAAAUCCGUACCAACAGGGGCAAAAUUGGUCAAAUCAACAAUACCAGCAACCGCGAGUGCAAAAUCCAGAGAAUCGCUACUCGAAAACAUCCCCGCCAAAUCAUUCGUGUACUGAGCAGAAUGUUGCAGGUCUAUCGCCCUACAUACAGCCACACUAUGAAAGCACCUCUCCAGUGCCGUUCAUCGCGGAACUGCCAGCACCCUUACCUCCAGCACCUCCAACUACAACAUCUGAACAACAACUGAAAGAGGAUGAGCUACUGGCGCACAAGCUUCAGCAGAUGCAAAUCGAAGAAGUGAGAAGGCGAUCAAGCAGCGUCGUGAGCCAGCACCAGCGGCCGGUCAGCGUGGCACCGCCGUCCCCACAUCGACAUUCACCUUUACUACACCAACGAUCUUUCCAUUCACUACGACCACAUUCCCAAAGCGUCUCAUCAACAACUGCACCUUACACUCUCAGUUCGUCACCCCGUCUACCAAGCCCAAGUCUUCUUCCUGAAGUCGUCCCGUACUACCCUCAAUCAACGUCUGAAAACCUUCCCAUUCCCGUCGUUCAGGAUCAGAACACCGUAUAUCCACUUCCAGCGUCACUAGACCCAGCCUCAUCAUCUGCAUAUCUCGAACAACAUCUCCAAGUACCGUAUCCGUCUCAGUGGGCGCUGGCUCCAGUAGUCGCAACAUUCUACGCCUACCACGGGCAUAAAAUUCCUCCAAGUUCAACUUGGCUAGAAACACCAGAUUCUGUCACUUGGCGGACAAUUAGGCCUACGGAGAAUGCCAUGGGUCCUGCGCCUGCCUCUUACAUCUUCAAAUUCAAGACAUCAGGCGGCAGUUUUCGAAGUUCGCGGCUUUCAUGGAGUAUGACUUGUUCUGGGGAGCAAUCGAACAAACUGGCCAAGUCUAAACGACCCAUAUGGGCUUACGAUCUCAAAUUCGAUUCUAGCACUGGGCUACGCAAGACUGAAGUCCUAGCUCACGGACGAGAAAAUGCCAUUCUAACUACCUACGUCCACGGUCUGAACUACGACUCUCUACGCUUCAUUGGCCCCGAUAGCCGCGCAUACAUGUGGGUCAGUAGUUCCGCACUAUCUUCUAUAAAUGGCUCGCGAUAUGACACGCUCCGCCAUGCCCUCUUUGUUACCACAGGAAACAUCCAAGACCCUCUGUACGGCCAAAUCGUCGCAGACCAUACUUUCUGGGAUGGCUAUGUUGCCGAGAACGAAGUGCACGUGGGUAUACGAUGCAACGAGUGCCAAAUGAAGCCCAUCAAUGGGCUGAGGUGGAUCUGCAGAACUUGUCCCCAUCACGAUGUAUGUGAUACAUGCCGUACGCUCGCGCUCGGCGCACAAUUCGGCGCAUCCAUACAACCAACAUGCGACUUCUCCCUUGUCAAUCUCCCCAAUGAGGCAUUAAACAUUCGCUCGCCGACAGUUGACCCAGAACUUGUUGUGGCCACUCUCCAAAUUCUGAAAGACUGGGAAAAGCAUACACUUCGAGAGGAGAAGAAAAAGAACUUCAACGGCUUCGUGGCGAGUGAAAAUGCAGCACGGAAAUGCGAUUUGGGCGUCAUGAGUUAUUGGAAAGCAGGGGAUUGGGACAAGAAGGGUGCAGAGGGGGAGAAGUUUGGUACACGGGUCAAGGCGAGAGGAAUCAUGCAGGCAUAUGGAGAGACAGCGGCUGCGUUAAGAAAGGUGGUAGACACCGGGUCUUCCGUUGGUGGGAAUGAUGUGACGAUAGGUACUAAGGUUGCAAACAAAGAUGGCAGCGGCUCGUGAUGAAAGGAAAGUCUAGCGUAAAGCUUGAUAUCUUGUAUUAACAACAAUUCCGGGUUUAAUUUCAUGAAUGAUGCAAGCGCU
Molecule: messenger RNA, 2196 nt
Organism: Cucurbitaria berberidis CBS 394.84
Lineage: Eukaryota; Fungi; Ascomycota; Dothideomycetes; Pleosporales; Cucurbitariaceae
Exons: 1
Coding region: 331-2115 (594 amino acids)
Molecular function (GO): zinc ion binding
Source: RefSeq, a predicted model, not a curated record